Molecule: messenger RNA, 1687 nt
Organism: Rhodamnia argentea
Lineage: Eukaryota; Viridiplantae; Streptophyta; Magnoliopsida; Myrtales; Myrtaceae
Exons: 14
Coding region: 108-1514 (468 amino acids)
Source: RefSeq, a predicted model, not a curated record
GGUCUUCGGUUGUCUUCCCUCUUGGAUUCUCCGACUAAAAUCCUCGCUCCCCUCUUGUUCAGUUGUCAUCUCUCUCGGCUCUGUGUAUCGGCGACUGUGGCUCAGGCAUGUACACCGACACGAGAGUGAUGAGCUGGGGGCGAGUUGCCAAGUCUGUGCAGGCUCUGGUGGCGCACGCUCUGCUCUUCUCCUUCGUCCUCCUCUUCCUUCUCAAGCUCGACCACUCCGUCCGGUGUCGCUGGUGGAUCAUUUUUGCCCCUCUAUGGCUAUUUCAUGCUGUUGUAGCACGUGGCAGAUUCUCCUUACCGGCACCAGCCUUGCCUCAUGAUCGUCAUUGGGCACCGUAUCAUGCUAUCAUGGCGACCCCCUUGUUUGUAUCUUUUGAAUUGCUUCUGUGUCUAUAUCUCGACAGGACCUAUGUUGUGGACUUGAAGAUUCUCUUUCUUCCCAUACUGGCCUUUGAGAUUGCAGUCUUGGUUGAUAACAUCAGGAUGUGCAGGGCCUUAAUGCCAGGAGAUGAUGAAAGCCUGACUGAUGAUGCAAUAUGGGCCACCCUUCCUCACUUCUGGGUUGCAAUAUCUAUGGUCUUCUGCAUUGCUGCAACGACAUUUACUCUUCUAAAGCUAUGUGGUGAUGUUAUGGGCCUAACUUGGUGGGAUCUGUUUAUAAAUUACGGAAUUGCGGAAUGCUUUGCCUUCCUUGUUUGCACGAAGUGGGAUAAUCCAGCUAUUCAUGGGCGUUCUUACAUAAGAGAACCGGGUCCAUCCUCGAUGGCUAUCAGAUAUAUUGACUGGGACAGACAGUUAAUAGUUUCUUCAGAAGAAGAUCAAAAUUUCAGAAUGUGCGGCAGCUUGCAAGACAUAGGAGGUCACAUUAUGAAAAUUCCCAUAGUUGUCUUCCAGAUCCUUCUGAUCAUGCGUUUGGAGGGAACACCUCGUAGUGCUAAGCAAAUCCCUCUUCCAGUUGUUUUUACUCCUCUUCUUCUGGUGCAAGGAGCUGGACUCUUGUUUGCUGCAUAUGGAUCGAUAGAAAAUAUUGUCUUCAUGUUGCACAGUGGGGCUUGUUCCAGCAAUUAUUUCCUGAUCUCAUCAAAAAUUCGUGAUUGCUUUGGAUUUUUGCAUCAUGGGUCAAGGUUGUUAGGUUGGUGGUCCAUAGAUGAAGCCAGCCAGCAGGAACGAGCUAGACUUUUCUGCAGUGGCUCUUCUGGCUACAAUACCUUUUCGCCUGAUGUUGUGAAGAAGUUGCCUAAGUCAGAUCUCGUUGAGGAGAUAUGGAGAUUACAAGCUGCACUGAGUGAGCAGACAGAAGUAACAAAAAGCAGCCAGCAAGAGUAUGAGAGACUUCAAAAUGAAAAGAUCCUCUGUAGAGUUUGCUUCGAAGAGCAAAUCAACGUGGUCAUGCUUCCUUGCCGGCAUCACGCCCUCUGCAGGUCUUGCUGCAACAAGUGUAAGAAGUGUCCCAUCUGCCGCGUCUUCAUCGAAGGGAGGUUGCCUGUGGCUGUACAUGAAGUAUAGAUUUUCACAUCCGUCAACAGACUGGACAAUACCAACAUUCAUUCCCCCUCGCGCUUGUGAUUUUAACGGAACAAGCGCGAUUACGUUGCACUGUAGUCCAGCUCGAAAAUUAAAAAGAAAAUGUAAAUAUACACCGGAUGAAUUGCGACAAUCAUUCUGGACAGGGCGGUACA